UCGCCUAAAGCGCACUAGUCGCUUUCAACUGUGAUAACAUCCUCUCUUUUGGCACCCUCUUAGUAAAAGGCUGCAGUUCCGUGAACUCCGCCGACCUUGGCUUCCGUGCACGCGACGUGAUAACGCAUUUUCACGUUAUUUAUUGUAACAACAUUAUCACGAUUUUUUAACUGUAUUAUCAUUGUUGUUAACUGAAAAUGUAAAAUUCAGGGGUCGGGGGUGCGUCGUUAAGUGGACACGCGACCGAGAGAGAGAGAGAGAGAGAGAGAGAGAGAGAGAGAGAGAGAGAGAGAGAGAGAGAGAGAGUUAUCGGAUAUCACAAGGACUAGAGACAGGGUGAAAAAUAUUUGCACAUUUGCAAAACGUCGUGUAGGACUUUUUUGACAGUUAUCAGUUCUUAUCAAUCGGUCAUUUUUUUGGGAAAUUAUUUUUGUACCUUUUCUCCACUGAACUGAUAUUAAUUAGCGUCAUACGGAAAAUUUAUAUAUAUAUUUUUUUUACCCUUAGAGGUUUUCCGUAUUGUUAUCUUUGUCAGCACGAAUUAUGUAAUCGGGAUAAACGUUUAAUAAAAAAUUGUCGCGUUUCAAGAACGCACGGGGAAACGUGUCGUGUUUUCAGAAAAAAAUUAUUUUCUCACGGGCUAAUCGAAGAUAGUGUAAAAUUUUUGUUUGUUUUCCGACUAAGAUUUUUUUUGGAAAAAAAAAUUGCAUUUUUGGAUUUUAUCAAUUUACACGAAGAUACUUCGUCUCGGUUGAUCCGCGUGGGAGGUCGACGUCGUGGUCGGCGGCGGUGGGUCUAAAAGGUAGAAUGGGGGGGGUAGUAUACCCAGAGUAGUGCGAGCGAUUCAUGGCCAGCCAUCGAAUAUUGGAUCGUGGCUCCUCUAACUGGUACAUUAAUGAAGUAAAUCCAGAAGGUUUAACAUUCCUAAAAUUCAAUGGAUAUCCCAGUGGGUCCAUACAGGAAGAGAUAAGAGCUAAAUUAGCAUAUAGGGGUGGCAGCUAAAAAAAAAUUAAAAAAGUCCACAGUGAAAUUUCGUAAAAUCGUAAAGCCCCGAAAAGAUUAUCAAAUAAAAUUUAAUUCGAAGAAAAAAAAAAAUUCACAAAAUAAAAAAAUAUUGCGAUUCUUCCUCAAAAAGAAUUGUAAUAAAAAAAUUUCCCUCUAAAUAAAUAUAUCCAGCUAAAUAAAAGUUUCCCUCUAAGUAAAUAUCGUAUCAAAAAUUCAACCACCCCCGUUCCUAUCUGUAAAUCUCUAUCGGGACCCUAUAAUAUCUAAGAGACGUUUGACUCUUGAUCCUUUACCAGCAGACACUUGGACCAUGUCUUGGAAACUAGUAUACGUGCGGUAGCAUACGAAGUCGAGAAAGGUUUCAAGAGUUCAUAAGGAUUCCGAAGGGGAUGCUGGUAUCUGAAGUGAUCAUUGAAACACGUCGUACUAGAGAGCGUCGGCAGCUAGGACCUGAAGAACAAGGAGUUGGUGAUAACAGUGUCUGCCGAAGUACAGUCUCGUUGUAAAGUAUCGACGAGGCUGUGAGAAAGAAAUUUUUAAAAAGACUGUAUCAACAGGGAAAUUUGAUACUAACCAGGAUGAUACUAGCAUAUUGUCACUAGGCAUAGGGAUACUAGUGGAAUACUUCCAUAGCAGAUUCAUCAGAGCGAGAUUAAAGGGGACGAUAUAUAGAUUAGAGAGAAGGGGGUAAAAUAGAGAUUGAGGGUAAAAAACGUGAAAGGAAGGUUUUUCUCUGAACAGGGGCCCAAGGGUGGGAAAUGGCGGAUUUUUUCACUCCGACUGAAGUUCGCGACGAUAUCACGGCGCAAAGUAUCCGAGCGUCGUUAGGGCACCGGUCGUGCGUUGUGAACGCGGCAUUACGAAAGAGAGAUCCGCGUGUAGAUGUGCGAGAGAGGGCCAGGGAGGGAUGAAAAAUAUAAAAAAAAAAUGUUGAAAAAAUUUUUUACCCUGGCAGGUUUCUAUGUAACAGGUCGAAAAGCAGUGUGAACUACCCUUUAAGCUUGUCCCCAAGGCGGCAGGGUUAAAAUCGACAAGCAUCGCCACGUGGUGGACUUUGACGUAUAGACGAUGACAGCUGUCAGAAUGACGUAAACAAUGAACAGUUGAAUAAAUAGAAAGAAGAAGUGUCGAUCCUGUUCGCAAGAGAUAAUAUUAAUGAGGGCGGUGGUGAGACUGUCGCACGUGGAUAAGACGUGGCGACCCGGUAGAUCCUCUUGGAUCGGAGGAUGCUGAAGCUCUGCAGAUGGUCCAGGAAGUUGAAGAAGAGUAGUCGGGAUCAGGAGUGGAAGGUAUUCGAGAGGGUUCGAGAGGCGUCGGGGUCGCCGGGUGAGGUUGAGGUCGAGAGGAGGAAGAAGAGGAGGAGGAGGUGGAGAAGGAGGAGGGGGACGGGAAAGUGAGAGAUAAGGAGAUAAGAGAUUGUAAGCUGGUGCUUGUGAUACAGUAAAGAUAGGGAAUGAGGGUGAGGGUGGUCGGAAAGUGAAAAAAAAAAUUUUUCUUCCCCCCCCCAAGCCGUUUUUUUUUCGGUGCUUUUUUUUUGACGUGGCGAAGGUGUCAGUGAAGCAAUGGUGAUGGUGCUGAGUGUUUCGCACUCCGAGUGUCCCGGUGAGAUAUCACCGGGCGAAGGAGGUCGCAGCUGGGGUCAACGGAUGGCGAAGACCGAGGACGGGAGGAGGGUGCCAAAAAUCAAGAAAAACAAUUAUCUGAAAGCUGAGAUAAUUAAAGGAAAACAAGCUUCCCGAGGCUAAUCAAGGUGGUCCUGGGGAAAAUCCUGGUAGGAAACGUGCCAAAGAGAGCCCCGAAAGCUAAAAUAAAAGAUAAAAAUCAAAGUGGUCACGUGAUUGGAACCCGGAUAAAGUGGGAAAGAAAAAUUUUUCUCAAAAUCGAACCGAUACUAACGAUCUUUAUAAAAAAAAAGUAAAUAAAAACCGUUAAAGAAAAAAUCCCAAGCAAAGAUGCAGGAGAAGAAGAAGAAACGUUUGGAGUACCCGAGAUCAGCGUCAAAGUCUACCGCGACGCCCGGCGUCGCGUACCGUGAGGAUUUCACGAGAAGUGCCGCGACGUCCAAGUAGAAGAAAAAGGAUAGGACGUCGUAACGAGAAGAAAAAAUAAAAAAUAAAUAAAAAAUAAAAAUAACAAAUUCCCAAGAGAAUCGCGUCGGUCGGCAUCCUAGACUGUGAUUGUGAGAUAAAAAAGUUAAAAUCAAAAAAAUAAAUCUCAAAGCGUCAUGCAUCACAGUGCGAGUUACGGUAGCGGUCCCCAGGAGAGGGUGCACCAGGUGCCACGUACCCCUGUACCUGCCGACAAGUGUCCCUACGAGACGUACCCGGCGCAGAUUCCGGAUUGCUGCGCGGCCGCAGCAGCCGUGCAGGAUCCUUAUCCUCGUCCACCGAGCGGAUACGACGGAAGAUGCUACGAGGAGUGCCAUCGCAGGACCCCUUAUCAGGAAGACUCUUAUAACCAGGAAGUGCCACCUGCCUUUCAUCGGUCCCAAUCCAGACUGGGAUACGACGAGAGACCCCAAUCUCGGGUUGGAUACACUUCCGAUUCAAGAUGCCCCAGUAGGCUCGGCUAUGAGGAUAGUGGCGGCGGUUAUCUGGACCAGAACGAUCCCCGGAUGUAUUGCACGGGGGGUUAUUGCAUGGGGGAUACAAUGAUGGCGACCACGAGGGGAGUCUGCGGGGAGGAAGUGGAAUUGGACAUGAGAAGGCACAUUCAGGCGUGCGCCUGCACGUGUAAUCAUAUGGGAUACGGCAACUAUAUGGAUUAUCAGACAACGUGCCUAACAGAACUGCCGGAUGUGGCGCCCUGUAACGGGACCGUCCGGUUGCCACCGCCUUGCGAGGAUUCGCCGAGCAGCGGAAGCAGCAAGGAACGCAGAGAGGAAACUCCUCGAAGAAGAUGUCGAGUACUGGCGCCGAUUUUACUCCUGGUGGCGGCGCUUCUUCUUGGCGGUCUGUGUCUGCCUUUAUUAUUACAAACGGCGCCGGCGACGCAUCAGCAGAGAUUGGACGUCAUCAGGAGGAUACUGACCGAAGUGCCGUUGAUCGAUGGACACAACGAUCUACCCUGGAACGUUAGGAAAUUCGUUCACAAUCAAUUAGGUGAGGUCAAUCUGAGCAGUGACCUAGGGAGAGUCGACCCCUGGGCCAGGUCUGAUUGGAGUCACACGGACAUACCUAGACUGAGAGCAGGACUCGUCGGGGCCCAGUUCUGGUCAGCCUACGUACCCUGCGGAGCGGCACAGCUGAACGCCGUCCAACUGUCCCUGGAGCAGAUCGACGUUAUUCGAAGAUUGGCCGAAAUGAAUGCUCAGCACCUGACCUUGGUGACGUCUGUUAAGGGUCUGAUCGAGGCGCAUCGCGAGGGUAAGAUCGCCAGUCUGAUUGGGGUGGAGGGUGGUCACGCUCUUGGGAAUUCCUUAGGGGUCCUCAGGACGUUUUACGGCCUGGGUGCGCGCUAUCUCACCCUGACCCACGCCUGCGACACGUCCUGGGCAGUCUGUUCUGUUGGCGAGACCAACAGCACCCAGGACAACGCACCGGGACUCAGUGAAUUCGGCAAGGCGGUGGUACGCGAGCUCAAUCGACUUGGAAUGCUGGUGGACCUGUCACACGUUUCUACCAGGACGAUGAGAGCGGCGCUGCAGACUACGAGGGCCCCGGUCAUUUUCUCACACAGCGCGGCCAGGGCGCUUUGCAAUUCGACGAGAAACGUGCCCGACGACGUGCUGCGAAAUUUGGCAAAAAACGGCGGCAUGGCCAUGGUGCCCUUUUACACUUACUUCAUAACCUGCAAUAACACUGCCACCAUAAGGGACGUGAUCGCUCACAUUAAUCACAUACGAAAGGUCGCCGGGGUCGAUCACGUUGGCAUUGGAGCCGGCUUCGAUGGAAUCAACUUCACGCCCACCGGUCUGGAGGACGUAUCGCGAUAUCCUCAGCUGUUGGCUACCCUGCUGGAGGAUCCAGCGUGGUCGGAAGAAGACAUAAAGAAGUUGGCGGGUCUGAAUCUGCUGAGGGUAUUCGCAAAAGUUGAGCAGGUGAGGGACGAGUGGCAAAGGGCAGCCGUACUACCAGUUGAGAAAAUAAGUCCGCCGGACAAUUCUGCCUGCUCCUACGGCGUCUCCUGAUCUUCCUUCAGGACUUUGACGCCGGGAUUCCUCGACUGGGCACGUUCGCCGAAGAUCCGCCACGUGGCUCGCGAGUCGUCUCUUCGCGUCUUCUGAUCGACGUGACGCGUCGAGGGAACGCCGUGCCGAUUCCUUAUAGAUAAUAAUGAAUAAUAAUUAAUGCUAGCACGAGUUAACGAUAAAUAGUGACAAAAUUUAGAGGAAAGAGAACGAGGAAAAAGAAUUAAUAAAUGGUCGUCGGGGUCAUCGUACUGCGUCGUACGUUGAUGCUGAUGCCAAUGACGACCCCCGUUAUUAUUAUUAUUAUAAUAUAGAAUUAUACUUUCAGUGAAUUUUUACUACUAAUCGUACUGUACGCACAUUAUAUAAAUAUUCGCAUAAUUCAUACUCGCGAACGAAUGAGAUAUAUACGUGUUGCGUAUAUGCAAAGGAAAAUAAUAGACAAAGGACUCUACGUUAGAGACACGUGCGAUCCUAUAGCUUUCUUGUAUAUUUGGAAAUUUCUUACUUUGCGGAUGGUAUGCGUGGGCACGUGACAGAACAAAAAAAAAGAAUCUUAGGUACCUGCGAAUUAAUAACGAUUUUACAUUUAAAUCGGGUCGACUGGUGCGUCGCGCGAUUUUUUUUUUUUCAAUUUUCCCGACUCGGUACGAGCAUUUGCUUUUUUUUACGUCAAUCGAGCAAAAAAUAGUCAUACACUCUUUUUACCUGCAUUUUUUUUAUACAUCAACCUUGUUUCUCUGUAUAUCGACUCGUUAUUUUUUCGCUCACUUAUCGUUACUCUUAUUAACGACUAAUUGGUAGUUACCGGUAGAGCAGCAGGUUUUUUUUCUUUUAUUCCUUUUUCGCGAGGCUCUUCCUUGUUAUCGUCUUUUCUCACUUUCUUUUUUUAUUGCAAGCCCCAACAUCGUCAGGCCAUUUCGUGUUACGAGUCGCGCGACAAUUUCGAGGAAACGAGUGUAAUUAAAAGGGAGAAAAAAAUUGAAAAAAAAAAAUUAAAAAUUCAAGGGACAAAAAAGAAAGAAAAAAAUUAUAAAUACCAAAAAACUGUAUUUCCAUUCGAGGAGUCGAGAAGCUAGAUAAUCAUUUCUAAUGAGUGCGAGUGAGUGCGUGUGACAGCGGAACGAGUAUCGAGAAUGUGCGUAUGAGAGAGAGAGAGAGAGAAGGGAUGAACGAGAAAGUAUGGAAAAGGAUUUAAAAAAAAUAUUUUCGAGCAUUUCGAGGAAGGAGACUCUGACUGAAAAGCCACGAGGUUUAGACGACGAGAACCUUGCGGUAAAGAAAAAAAAAAAUAUCGUAGUGCCAAAAAAAAAAACAUUUCUCGAAGGCUCAAAUAAUAUUUUCGGGGGAAACGUGUUCAUUUUUUAAAAAGACGAUGUAUGUAAGUAAAUUUUUUAUCGUAAGCACACACCGAGGGAACGGGUAAGAGAGACAGGGAGAGAGAGAGAAUUUGUAAAGGAAACGAGAGAGAUAACGUAACGACAACACACAACUGCCUAGAUCUCAGAUUAAUUAACUAUUAUAAGUCCAAACGCACAAAAGACAAGUUUGGAGUAAUAUAUAUAUAUAUGUAUAAAUAAAUAAAUAUAUAUAUAUAUAUAUCGAAAAGAGAAAAAAAGAGAGACGACCACGUCGAUCAUAUAGAACGUAUAAUGGAAACGAUAUGAAAAAAAAGGAAUUUGGAAAAAUGCAAAAAAAAUAUGAAAAGUCUACGUAUAAAUUUUUGAGAUGCGCGACAGAUUUUUUUUUUGAAAACUCAAAAAGAAACUACGGUCAGCGAGCAUCGUGCAGCAGUGGGGGGGAUAAUAGAUGAAAAAAAUUGUACAGUUAUACGCAUAUACACACGUGUAGACAGGCAGACUGGCCGAAUAGAGAUAAAAAGAUUUUUCGAGAUAAGAAUGAAGGAUUUAGGUAAAAAAAAAGGGGGGGGGGAAAGAGGAAAAAACAUAUGAACGGAAAUUCAAAAUAACGUCGUUGACAUAAUAGAAAGUUUUAAUAAAUUAAUUCAACACUGUGGACAAGAUACACUAUCGAUACCUAUUACCUAAGACAGCCCAUCUAUAUAUAUAUAUAUAUAUAUACACUAUUUCAAAAUUAUAAUAUAUAUGCACAUAUGUCACGUGUUUCCUAUAUGUAUAUAUAUAUUAUAAAUAUGAAGACGAGCCAUCCCGUUUAUGUAUCUCUGUAUAUACGGACGGAGAUAUAUCUAUGUACAUGGAAGACACAAGACUAACACACUUGCUAUUACUUAUAUGAAGAAAAAAAAAUAUAUAUAUAUUUAGUGAGAAAUUGCAUGAGAGGGAGAGAGAGAGAGAGAGAGGAGAAGAGCGUGAACGUGCGAGCGUGACAAAGAAAGAGCGACUAUAUUGCAGAAGUAACUAGGAACGAAAAUUGCAAAUUUUUAAAAAAGGACAGUAGACGCACGUGCGAGAUAGAGAGGGCGAGAGAAUGGUGAGAAGCGUGGGAGGGAGAGAGAGAGAGAGGGCGAGAGAAUGAUGAGAAGCGAGAGAGAGAGAGGAAAGAGCAAAGUUGUAAAAUGAAAGAGAAAAAAAGGAUAACGUAUAAAAGUAAACGGCCGGCCGCCUCCUUAUGAAGUAAAAGAAAAGAUUUGCACCAGAUGCACGACUACGAGAGCGUGGAAGGGCGAGCGCUGGCAUCUUAUAGUUGAAAAAAGAAAAAUUAAGAAAAAUACAACCGGGUGGCGAAUUAUUUAAUGACUAAUUUAGUUAGUGAACCGUGGAGUAACCUAGCGGUAUCGUGUGUAACUAAUUUUAAAGACUUUAAGUUCGUUUGAUGUUAGACGUUCGUGAGAUGAGUGAACGUAAAAUUCCGUACGUUCGCCAUUCGCCGCUUCGCUACGCUAGGGACAUUGGAUAGCUAGCGUUGGUAUAGUUCAAUCCUAGUGACUUUUCUCCGUACGAUUUCCAAGUUUCGAAAAAUAUGAAAGGGCUGUUGAAAAAAAAAACCAAAAUCAUGGAAACGCGGAGAAUUUUUUUUAAUAUAAAAAAAAAUGGCGUGAUGGCGAACGAGGAAUUUUAAAAUCAACGAGACAAAAAAAGGCGAAUAGAGAAAUCGAAUACGAGCGAGAAUCGAGUGGAACGUGUUUUUUUUUUUUUUUUUUUU
This is a messenger RNA of Cephus cinctus (wheat stem sawfly), 8257 nucleotides long. Its product is annotated as dipeptidase 1. The transcript is spliced from 13 exons. NCBI's taxonomy places the organism in Eukaryota, Metazoa, Arthropoda, Insecta, Hymenoptera, Cephidae. Gene Ontology annotation, biological process: proteolysis. Gene Ontology annotation, molecular function: metallodipeptidase activity. The record is from RefSeq and is a predicted model, not a curated record. The coding region runs from base 3230 to 5134 and encodes 634 amino acids.